Molecule: messenger RNA, 2752 nt
Organism: Episyrphus balteatus (marmalade hoverfly)
Lineage: Eukaryota; Metazoa; Arthropoda; Insecta; Diptera; Syrphidae
Gene: Tpst
Product: protein-tyrosine sulfotransferase
Exons: 7
Coding region: 908-2197 (429 amino acids)
Biological process (GO): peptidyl-tyrosine sulfation
Cellular component (GO): Golgi apparatus
Molecular function (GO): protein-tyrosine sulfotransferase activity
Source: RefSeq, a predicted model, not a curated record
AUGACAAGAUAACCCAAACACCAAAGCUAUAAAAAAAAAAGGAACCACACCAUCACCAUCAUCGCAAACACCACUAAUACCAAUCAUAAAAACGGGCGAAUCCUCCACCAGACAAAAAAAAAAAGGACGAAGACGACGAAGACCAACUAAGACGUCCGAUAGACCAAAAUACAACGAUAACGUUGAAAUAAAGAAGAACAAGACUUUGGAGUUAACCCGCCAAUUUUGCUAAAAAAAAAAGAAAGACAUUUCAUCCCAAAGUAAACAAAGGACGAAAAAUCAAUAAACUCAAGAAAAAAAAAAAAAAACUAAAUCUAUCCAGACGGACAAAAGAAAACCUUCCCCGCCACCUUCUCUCUGGAGGCCUCAACUGGAAUUACAAACAAAACGAAGAAGAAGAAGGAAGAAAAAAAAAUGAAUAAACUACUCGCACAAUCAAGAAAUUGGUUCUUCCUGGCUGAAUAAAAAAAUCAUUAAAACCGUUAUCCCUGUGUCCGUCCAUCAGCACAAAUAUUUACGAAGAAUCAACUUCAGCAAAAAUUCCCUGUGCUUUUCCAUCCAUCCAGCUUAUAUUUUUUUUUUCUUCUGUUUGUCCGAACAAGGAUCAUCCGAAGAAUCCUUUUUUUUUGGCCGAACUACAACGACAACACCAAAAGAAAAAAAAAUUACCCCAACCCGAAUUAAAUUGGACUUGAUAGAGAUUGCGAAACAGGAAGAGUUCAUCUUCUGCUUGACCUGCGACAAUAAAGUUGUUUUAACAAAAAGGACAUAUUUCAUUCACCUUUCUUAUCUCAUCUUAGAGAGAGAAAACUAAAAAAAGGAUUACAGGAACCAAGGCAUUAUUAUAAUAAUAUAAAAAAAAAGAGAAAGAAAGAGUGUGAAAGAGUGUGAAAGAGAGAGAGAUAAAAUGAGACUUCCGUAUCGAAAUAAGAAGGCAACCCUAUGGGUUAUGUUCGGGAUAGUUGUUGUCACAAUGUUUGUGUUCAAAUUUACGGAGCUGCGUCCGACGUGUUUGUUCAAGGAUGACCAAGAGUCUGUCAUGGUCAGAGAAGAGAAAUAUGUGAUGAGCGAAGACCAAAAAGUCUACUCCUAUAACAGAGAAAUGCCAUUAAUUUUCAUUGGUGGUGUGCCCAGAUCAGGAACAACAUUAAUGCGGGCCAUGCUCGAUGCACAUCCAGAUGUUAGAUGUGGCCAAGAGACACGUGUUAUACCACGAAUCCUUCAGCUUCGAUCGCACUGGCUGAAAUCGGAGAAGGAAAGUUUACGGCUCCAAGAAGCCGGUAUCACGAAGGAAGUCAUGAAUAGUGCCAUUGCACAAUUCUGCUUGGAGAUUAUCGCUAAGCACGGGGAGCCAGCGCCACGGUUGUGCAAUAAAGAUCCACUUACUCUUAAGAUGGGUACCUAUGUGAUAGAACUGUUUCCAAAUGCAAAAUUCCUUUUUAUGGUUCGUGAUGGUCGGGCGACAGUGCAUUCAAUUAUUUCACGGAAAGUCACGAUUACUGGAUUCGAUUUGACGAAUUAUCGCCAGUGCAUGGCAAAAUGGAAUCAUGCGAUUGAGGUGAUGCACAACCAGUGCAAGGAAAUAGGGAAGGAGCGUUGCAUGAUGGUCUAUUACGAACAACUGGUGCUUCAUCCCGAAGAAUGGAUGAGGAAGAUUUUGAAUUUCCUAGAUGUGCCAUGGAAUGACUCAGUGCUGCAUCAUGAGGAAUUCAUAAACAAACCUAAUGGGGUGCCACUGUCUAAAGUGGAAAGAUCUUCAGACCAAGUAAUCAAACCGGUCAAUUUAGAAGCAAUGUCUAAAUGGGUGGGUCAAAUACCAGAAGAUGUUGUACACGAUAUGGCUGAUAUAGCGCCAAUGCUGUCGGUAUUGGGCUAUGACCCGUAUUCAAAUCCACCGGAUUAUGGUAAGCCAGAUGCUUGGGUGCAGGAUAAUACUUUUAAGCUAAAAGCCAACAAAAAGCUAUGGGAUAAUCGUGCCAAAGAAGUACUUCAACUCCUUCCGGUCGAUAAAGAUACAAAAUCAGACGAGGAUAGUUUAAACGAUUUGUUCUCAGAUAUUCGUUUAGAUAAGAAACUGCAACAACAACAAUUGCAGCACCAAGCACAACAUGAAGACGAAGAUGAAUUACAACAAGCCGAUACCAAACCAAAGGACUCACAAUCAAAAUCGAAAAAACUCACCAUCGGGAAAACAUGAUACCGAAUUCCUAUUCGCAUAAAUCAUAAUAAACAAUUUAUUUAAAUUAUUAUUAAUUUUUGUUAAUUUUAAAUAAUAUAAUAUAAUUAAAUAACUUUUUUUUUUCAUUAACAAAUAUAACAUUAAUUGUUUAAGUUUUAAUCUUAAAAUUUUAUACAAAAAAAUAAUAUUUUAGUCAUUAAAUCAAAUCAUGUUGCAAUUUUUUUUUUAACUUUUUUUUAUUAAAUAUAUAUUUUAGUUUUAGCAAUAUAACAUUUUUUAAUAAAUAAGGUAGGUAUAUAUAAUUAAUAUAUUUAAACAAAUGUGGUUGAUGCCAUUUAUUUGGGGGGGAAGAGCUUUUUUUCUACAGAUUUUAUGAUGUUGUGAGUAUCGAAUGCAUUUAAUUGAUUUAUUUUAUAAUUAACAAGUGAAAAUAUUAUAAAUAUAUGUCAAUGUUUUUUUUUUUAUUAAUAAUUAAUUUAGCCAAGAAAAACCAUAACAAAUAAUUGUAAAAACAAAAAUUAUAAAGGUAAGAUAUUGUUAUGAGCUUUUAUAUUAUAUAAUAAAAAAAUAAAA